This is a messenger RNA of Plasmodium cynomolgi strain B, 645 nucleotides long. RefSeq lists its product as hypothetical. The transcript has a single exon. The coding region runs from base 1 to 645 and encodes 214 amino acids. The record is from RefSeq and is a predicted model, not a curated record. Lineage: Eukaryota; Apicomplexa; Aconoidasida; Haemosporida; Plasmodiidae.
AUGCGCAAAAAGGGCAGCGGCUUCAUUGGGGGGAAGCUAAAUUUAAAAAUUAAAAAAAAGAAAAAAUCCGUGAAGCAGGAAGUACGUCACGAUGAAGUCAACCAUGUGGAUACCGCUACUCAAAAUGGCCAAGCAGGUCAUGUUAAGAUAAUCCCAUCGGAACAUGAUGGCAAGUUAAGUGGACCCGAAAAAGUAUUAAAAGGAACAGGAAGAGUUACAACAGAAAAAAAUACGGUCCAUGGAAUGAGAACAGAAUUUAUGACAGAAAUUAAAGAGGGUUAUGACAUCAUUUUGGAAAACCCAUCAACUUUUCGGAACGAACGAAGGACUGUGACAUCCGUGUUGAGCAACAAAACGUUAGUUGUCCAUGAGGACUUUACAACGGACAUAAGCACCACGUGUAGCUUUUACAUUAUCCCUGCUGGGAAGCGCAGUGCCCAAGACAGCGGCCAAUCGGGGGCACAUAUCGGCGUGGAGUACGCCAAGGUUUUUGAGCAGGCGCCUAAGCAGGAUCAAGUCGAGGUGCGGGAAAAGACGGGACUAUGGUCAUACAGAGUUGUGAAGAAAAAGGUCGAUGGGCGGCUAACCAACGAGGAGAAGCUCGACAUGCGCGUGAAAAGCGGUCGAGAUAAGUUCUGCUGGUAG